AUGGCAGACAGUUUCUCUGGUUCCCUUUCACGAGAGCAACGGUACUUCUUCGACGCAAUUCGCUUGUUUCCGACGAAAAUCCCCACGAACACAAAAAGAGGGAUAGUGAAAAAGGCAGAGAAUGCUAUGAGAACAAAGCUGUCAAUAAUACAAAAUUUUCUGGAACAUCAUGAUCCGAACUUUGCAGAACUUGGAGAAUUCCCAUUAUCCAAAGCAGCAUUGUUGCCUAAAACGCUAGUGUUGGAGAAAUUUUUGGAAAGUGACAAUGUUGAAGUGAAUUGGUCCCCCGUCGAAGAUGGUCGAACUGCUCUGUCCUGGGCUGCAGAAGCUUGCAGAGCGGAGUCCGUGAAUGCUUUGCUGACCAAAGGAUCUGAUUGCCACCUGAAAGACAAGAACGGCCGCACUGCACUGUCAUGGGCGGCGACACCCAAUGACAGUGAGAAAGCGAACACGGACGUCAUCAGGUGCCUGUUAGGCAAAGGAUCAUGCAUAAAUUCGGAGGACAAUUCACAUAAGACACCGCUAUCAUGGGCUGUUUCUGGGAACUGCACGAAUACGGUGAUUGAAUUACUCAACAACCAUGAUAUUCAAGUCGAUCGACCGGAUGUUUCUGGCCGAACACCUUUGUCGCUGGCCGCACAACUCGGAAGUAUCGAUAUCAUGAGACACCUUGUUGGCAAUGGCGCCAGAGUUGAAUCAAGAGACAGCAAUAUGCGGACUUCAUUAUCAUGGGUAGGAACUGAUAAACACAGAAAAGCCAAUGACGACGUGAUCAAAUUUCUGAUCGAUCAAGGCUCAGACAUAAACGCAGAGGACAUUUGUAAAAAGACACCGUUGUUCUGGGCAGUUUCCGAGAGAUGUUUGAGCGCAGUAGACAUUCUGCUCAAGAACGAUGAAAUCAAAGCGGAUCGACCAGAUAUAAAUGGUCAAACUCCAUUCUUGAAAGCAGCAAUAUCCGGCAAUGUCGAGCUCAUGAUACGAUUUCUCAAAUCAGGAAAAGUCGAUAUAAGCCAGAAUUCUGGCAAUCAAAAGAGCUUCCAGCUUCUCCUGAGGACAAGAAAUACCCUUUUUUCAUCAUUUCCCGAACAUGGGGACACAAGAAUGUUGUCUGAGUUGAUUUUCCGACUACCGGAGACACUCAAUGGUCGAACCCUCUUAUCAUGGACUGCCGAAUACGACGAUCUAGAAAUUGCCAAAUUACUUUUGAAGCAGAAAAAUACAAGAAUUGAUGACGGAGAAGACGAGCACACGACUUCCUUGCUACGUGCGUUGGAAAAGAAAAGCUUGAAUUUGGUGAAACUUCUCAUUCCCCGAGACAAAACUUCCAUGAGGUUGUUGGUCAAGGAAACAGGGAGUUUUGGCGAACGCAAAGCGCUAGAGCUAGUGCGCUUACUGCUCGAGUACAAUUAUGACGCCAACCAUAUCGACGAUAACGGGUAUACGCCUCUCCACCUUGCAUGCUAUAAUGAUAACCCAAGUUUCGUCUCAGCCCUGAUCGCGGUUACAAACCAAGCUAACUCCCCGAACCACGAUGACAAAACCCCAAUGCAGAUCGCGAUUGAAUCAAAAAAUAAAUCCGUCAUCAAGCUCCUUUAUGAGGAAGGAAUCGACUUCAACUCAGAGGAAUGCUCCGACCUUACCGACCUUGAAAGUGAAAGAAAGUCUUAUGUUCGAUUUACAAUAGGGACACAACGCCGAAAUCUCUGCUGGGAAUCAUUUGCCAAGAAUUCAAUUCAGUGUGUGCCGAACGCAGGGGAAAACAGGCUAUGGUAUGGAUCUGUAGACCACUAG
This is a messenger RNA of Penicillium antarcticum, 1791 nucleotides long. Its product is annotated as ankyrin repeat domain-containing protein. Gene Ontology annotation, molecular function: protein binding. NCBI's taxonomy places the organism in Eukaryota, Fungi, Ascomycota, Eurotiomycetes, Eurotiales, Aspergillaceae. Bases 1 to 1791 code for a protein of 596 amino acids. The record is from RefSeq and is a predicted model, not a curated record. The transcript has a single exon.